GAAACUACCGGUUACCAUUUUGUAAUCCUUGUCAAAUAUGGAGGAAUUCUCAAAUGGAACAAAAACUGGUUCUGAGUACCGCCUUGUUCUCUUGGGAAAAACUGGGUCUGGGAAAAGCUCAACAGGAAAUUCAAUUUGUGGUGAAGACAUUUUUGGAUCGCGUGUGUCAGAAUCUUCAGUCACUAAGACCUGCCAGUAUGCAGAAACUUGUCGUUUUGAUCAAGAUCUGAGCAUUGUAGACACCCCAGGGUCCUUUGAUACUAGUACAUCCAACGAUGUCAUCAUGGCAGAAGUGACCCGAUGUUUGGCGCUCUCUGCUCCUGGCCCUCACAUUUUUAUCUAUGUUUUCAAUGUACUUUCCAGAUUUACCAAGGAAGAGGAGGAUUCGAUCAAUCAGUUUGUUGAAAAAUUUGGGGAGCGAGUCUUUGACUACAUGAUGGUCAUCUUUACCAGGUAUGAUGAUUUAAGGAGAUGCUCUACUCCACCGUCUAAAUACCUUGCAAACUUAUCUCCAAGCUUCAAAGCGUUUUUAAGUAAAUGUCAAUACAGAGCAUGUUGGUUUGAUAACACCUUGACCGGAUCCGAAGCACAUAAACAGGUUCAAACCCUUCUUGGAGUGAUCGGAAAAAUUGUAGAGGAAAAUGGUAACAUUAGCUAUUAUACGAACAAAUUAUAUACUGAGGCUGAGAAAAUGAUGAAAAAGAGAGAAGAAGAAAUAAUAAAUGAUGAGAAAAAGAAUAAGAAUGAAAUGAGUGUUCUGAAAAUAAGAGAAGAACAUAUUCAGAAGGAAAAAAAAUCCAAGGAAUGGCGAAUAAGAGACAUUGAAAGAAGACUCGGAGAACUUGAAAAAGCAGGCAAAGGAGGAGACGGAAGUAGGAAUUUCAGAAGAAUAUCAAGAAGCAGCUCAGAGGGUAAGACAAUGGAAAAGGAAGUCAACUUUUUAUGCCGAGAGAUGGAAAAAAUAAAGUCAAAUGACUUAAAAAUGAUUGAAAAACAACAGAAAGAAAUCCAAAGUCUAAAGGCCAGGUUAUCCAAAAAACAAAAUAAGGGACAUCCAAGAUCAGUGGCCAGGAGAGAACUCUCGAGAAGAAACAGCCCCCUUAGUCGCGUAAUCUGUAGAGGAAUUGUGGCCUUGGGCAAACAUUUGCUGGCGGGAUUCGUGGGACUUCUAUUGCUGUGAGCAUUUAUAGUCCUU
Messenger RNA from Saccostrea echinata, 1195 nucleotides. Its product is annotated as GTPase IMAP family member 7-like. Gene Ontology annotation, molecular function: GTP binding. The transcript has 2 exons. The record is from RefSeq and is a predicted model, not a curated record. NCBI's taxonomy places the organism in Eukaryota, Metazoa, Mollusca, Bivalvia, Ostreida, Ostreidae. Bases 38 to 1180 code for a protein of 380 amino acids.